Molecule: messenger RNA, 2604 nt
Organism: Emys orbicularis (European pond turtle)
Lineage: Eukaryota; Metazoa; Chordata; Testudines; Emydidae
Gene: KANK2
Product: KN motif and ankyrin repeat domains 2
Exons: 10
Coding region: 1-2604 (867 amino acids)
Biological process (GO): negative regulation of vitamin D receptor signaling pathway; negative regulation of G1/S transition of mitotic cell cycle; negative regulation of intracellular estrogen receptor signaling pathway
Cellular component (GO): cytoplasm
Molecular function (GO): protein binding
Source: RefSeq, a predicted model, not a curated record
AUGGCGCAGGUGCUGCACAUGGAUUCCAGCUUCCCCGGGAAGCCCACCCCGACCUCCCCCGCCGCCUUCGGGGCCCAGGAGCCGCCCCUGCCCUACUCGGUGGAGACGCCGUACGGCUACCGCCUCGACCUGGACUUCCUGAAGUACGUGGACGACAUUGAGAAAGGCAACACCAUCCGGCGGGUCCCGGUGCACCGGCGGCCCCGCUACGGCUCCCUGCCCCGCGGCGCCGGCUCCUGGUGGACAUCCACCGAGUCGCUCUGCUCCAACGCCAGCCUGGACAGCCGCCACUCCUCCUACUCCUACUGCGCCCCCGGCUUCUACCCCCAGUGCGGGACGGGCGCCUUCAACGCCCGCGUGGAGAAGACCCUGCUGGACGCCCGCAAGAAGCUGGAGGACCAGGCGGGCGACCGGGCCGGGCCGGGGGGCUUGGGCAGCCUCCACAGCAGCGUCUCGGGCUCCACCAGCUCCCUGGUGGGCGGGCAGCCCCCGGGCAGGCUGAACGGCUCGCAGGCUGGGUUCACCCCACUGAGCUCGGGGCUGUCCACGCCCGUGUCCCCCAGCCCCGGGCACCUGCAGCACGUGCGGGAGCAGAUGGCCGUGGCGCUGAAGAAGUUGCGGCAGCUGGAGGAGCAGGUGAAGAUCAUCCCGGUGCUGCAGGUGAAGAUCUCGGUGCUGCAGGAGGAGAAGCGACAGCUCAGCGUCCAGCUGAAGAGCCAGAAGUUCCUGGGCCACCCGGGCGGGUUUGGGAAGGGCAAAGGCAGGGGCGAGCUCUACAUCGAGAUCCCGGAGGAGGAAGGGGGCGGAGGCGGGGCGGGGGUCACCUCGCCGCUGGGGGGCAGCCGGAGGCCGGAUUCGGGGGGCGGCACGGAGGGCUCGGCCCCCGUGAGCCCCCCGCCGGCGGCAGAGCGGAGGGAGGUGAGGUCGGUGGGGGUGGGGACGUCGGAGCCGGGGGACAGGCGGAGCGUGGCGGUGGGGGUGAGCGAGGAGGAGCUGGCGCCGGAGGGGCAGCGCCAGGCCGCGCUGGAGAAGCAGCUGCAGAAGACUCUCCGGGAGCUGCAGGGGGCCCAGCAGAAGCUGGCGGCGCCGGGCACGGCCGGGCAGGAGGGGGCCGCGGGGCCGCGGCGGGCGGAGGGACGCCCCGGCUGGCAGCAGCAGGAGGUGCCCGUCAAGGCGGACACGGUCAAGGUGGUCCAGGUGCAGCGGGAGCCGGAGAUCGCCGCCAGCACGGCCACGGGCGUGGCCCACCGGCCGCAGCGGGCGCAGAGCUUGGAGAGUAAGGAGCCCUACGCCAGCCUGCGGGCCCUGACGCUGGGGGAGCCGCCCCAGGCCGUGGUGGUGGAGACGGCCUUCCCCGUCCACGCCGCUGCGCCCCACGCCGCCCCCGUCCACGGCGUCAAGAAGAUCAGCAUCGCGGUCGAACCUGGCGGGGAGGAGACGGGCCCGGGCGGUGGAGCCUCCCCAGCCUCAGCUCAGGGGGGCGUCAGAUCUGGCACGAAGAGGCAGGAGGAGGCCCCGGAGCUGGUGGGCAAGAAAAGUCUCCAGUUUGUGGGCGUCAACGGCGGGUACGAGUCCACCUCCUCGGGCUCCAGCACGGCCGAGAACUCCGCCGAGAACUCCUCCGACAACGAGAGCACAGAGAGCGAGUACCAUGAGGCCAGCGAGGGGCCCCUGGCGGGGCAGACAGAGACCCCCAGGCCCCCGGCGAUGGCCCCCCAGAGAGUCCCUGCGGACAGCGACACGGCGACAGCAGGGGAACCCCCCAGAGCGGCACCAGGGAGCGGCACUGGGACAGGACUCAGCCCGGAGCUGUUAGCGGCCUGUGAAACCCUGCAGAAGUACCUGGAGAGCCCGGACAUGCUCAUGGACAAGGAGAUGAAGGCCGCCUACACCCUGGUGCUGCAGGACUGGUUGCAGCUGUCGUGCCACAGGGAGGCCGCCCCCGAGGCCGUGGGGGGGCGCCUGGCCGCAUACCGCUCCCUCUCGCCCCGGCUGCUGGAGUUCGUCCUCAACAUGGCGGACGGGAACGGGAACACAGCGCUGCACUACACCGUCUCGCACUCCAACUUCCCCGUGGUGCAGCGCCUCCUGGAGACCGGCCUGUGCAACGUGGACAAGCAGAACAAAGCGGGCUACACAGCCAUCAUGCUGACGGCGCUGGCCGCCACCCGCUCCGACGACGACAUGGCCAUCAUCCGGCAGCUGCUGCAGCUGGGGGACGUCAACGCCAAGGCCAGCCAGGCCGGGCAGACGGCCCUGAUGCUGGCCGUGAGCCACGGGCGCCAGGACAUGGUGCGGGCUCUGCUGGCCUGCGCGGCCGACGUGAACCUGCAGGACGCCGACGGCUCGACGGCCCUGAUGUGCGCCUGCGAACACGGGCACGCCGAGAUCGCCCGCCUGCUGCUGGCCACGCCCGCCUGCCACGUGGGCCUGGCCGACCACGACGGCAGCACGGCCCUGUCCAUCGCGCUGGAGGCCGGGCAGAACGACAUCGCCGUCAUGCUGUACGCCCACCUGAACUUCGCCAAGCCGCCCUCCCCGGGGACCCCAAAGCAGCCGAAAGCCGAGACCGCAGCAGCCGUCCUGCCCCCCGAGGCUCAGUAG